Trichomonas vaginalis G3 is the source of this 540-nucleotide messenger RNA. RefSeq names its product protein of unknown function, DUF4106 family. The transcript has a single exon. NCBI's taxonomy places the organism in Eukaryota, Parabasalia, Trichomonadida, Trichomonadidae. Bases 1 to 540 code for a protein of 179 amino acids. The record is from RefSeq and is a predicted model, not a curated record.
AUGAACAUGAACGCCAUGAUAAGUUUAAAGCGAGAAGAAGCGAAGAACUCCCAAAAUGUAAACGUAAAUGUGGAGCCUAAAACCUCAGUAUAUCUUUCAACUGACCGUAUACCAUUAAGUGAAUCAGCCGUUAAAUCUCGAGAUAUUGAAAUAUUACCACCUCCACCCGAAUAUCCUGAAGUUAAUGAAGACGGAAAGAAUAAAAUUUAUUAUGAGCAACAGAUAAAAAAGCUUCAAAAUGAAAUCGAGGCAUUAAAUUUAAUGUUGAAAAUGAUAAGAGAUAACCCAAUAUUUAUUAAUAAAUUGGUUUUAGUCGACGACUGGGUAUUAAUGAGAUUUGUCGAUUUACUCACUGAUGCUGAUGAUGUACAGCUGGAUGUUGAAGAUUUAGGAAGCGGCUGCAUUACUCACAACAAAUACCGCAGGGUUAAUGCUAUAUACGUCAUUAAGAAUGGAGAGACUAAAAAUGUCAAAUAUGCUUACCCAGAAGUAAUGAAAAGAUUAAAGGAAAUAGGCGUAAAUGCCAAAAUAGUUUGGUAA